Messenger RNA from Rangifer tarandus platyrhynchus (Svalbard reindeer), 2244 nucleotides. Lineage: Eukaryota; Metazoa; Chordata; Mammalia; Artiodactyla; Cervidae. The record is from the annotation of a GenBank genome assembly.
AUGACCGGGGCCGGCGGGGGCCUCCAGGCCUGGGGGAGCCUGGUGCUACUGGGCCUGUGCAGCUGGACAGGCGCCAGGGCGGCUGCCUCCAGCCCCGUCAGGAACCUCACUGUGGAGGCUCAGACCAGUAGCUCCAUCACCCUGAGGUGGGAGGCGCCUGGAGAUUCUGACCCUCAGGUCUACUGGAUCUGGUGGACUGGUGGCAAUAAUGCAACUGGGUCUCAAAACACAACAAAUACCAGUGUCACAGUGGAAAGACUUGAAGCUGGGACCUUGUACAAAUUCUCUGUGUGCGCAGUAAAGGAUGGACUCAAUUUCUCCUGCGUGCCUCUCAACGCCAGCACAGCCCCCAACACCGUCAGGAACCUGACUGUGGAGACUCAGACCAACAGCUCCAUCACCCUGCACUGGGAGGUGCCUAAUGGCCCUGAGCCUGAGAACUACUGGGUCCAGUGGACUGGUGAUGGUAAUGCAACUGGGUCCCAAAACACAACAAAUACCACUGUCACAGUGCAAGGACUUGAAGCUGGGACAUUGUAUGAAUUCUCCGUGUUCGCAGUAAAGGAUGGAGUCAGUAGCUCCUGGGUGCCUCUCAACGGCACCACAGCUCCCACCAAGGUCAUGGACCUGCAGAAGCAAAAUCAGACCAACAGCUCCAUCACCCUCCGGUGGGAGGCCCCUGCAGACCCACGGCCCCAGUUCUAUGUGUACUGGGUCCAGUGGGCCGGCAGAGGCCAUCCGCAGAGGACGCAAGAUCCCCAAGGACAGCAGGACAACCAGACCAGCAGGACCAACAGCACUUGCUACAUGGUGGAGGCACUGAUGCCCGGUACUCGGUACCGCUUCAGCGUGUGGGCCGAGAGCAACGGUGUACACGGUUACAAACAGAGCCUCAAUGCAUCCACGGCCCCGGAUCCUGCCAGCAUCAACUCCUGUGUCAUCACCUCGGGGGGCCACGAGGUCACCCUGGCCUGGUCCUGCCCCGAGGGAGGCUACGAGGCCUUUGAACUGGAGUUUGAGGGGCAGCCGGGCCCCCAGAACAGCUCCUCCUGCGGGAGUGCCGUGAAGGUGUCGUUACUCAGGCCGGCUCAGUCCUUCUCAGCCACCGUCACGACCGUCUGGGAUGAGAUGAGGGCCCCAUCUGCCUCGGUGGCUUGCCACGUGGAGAGCGGGCAUGCAGGGGUCAUUGCCGGAGCCGUGGUCGGCGUCCUCCUGUUGCUCGUUGUGCUGGGCCUGCUGGUCUUCUUCCUGAAGAGGCAUCGGGAGAGGGAGAAGAAAACUGCACCCAAGGAUCUGCAGAUCAGGUUCCCAGGGGACAUCCUGGCAGAAGACUUUGCCCAGCACGUCUGGAGAAAUGAGAGGGACAGCAACUAUGGCUUUGCCGAGGAGUACCAGCAACUGGCCCUGGAGGACCUUGGCCAGUCCCAGAUGGUGGCCUCAGCCCCGGAGAACAGCGCCAAGAACCGCUACAGGAACGUGCUGCCCUACGACUGGUCCCGCGUGCCCCUGCGGGCCCUUCUCGGACAGCCCGGCUCCGAGUACAUCAACGCCAGCUUCAUCCCCGGUCUCUGGAGCUCCCGGGAGUUCAUCGCGGCCCAGGGCCCCCUGCCGCAGACCGUGGGCGACUUCUGGCGCCUGGUGUGGGAGCAGCAGAGCCACACCCUGGUCAUGCUGACCAACUGCGUGGAGUCCGGCCGGGUGAAGUGUGAGCAUUACUGGCCUCUGGACGCCCAGCCCUGCACCCAUGGGCCCCUGCAGGUGACCCUGAUGGGGGAGGAGGUGACGGAGAACUGGACUGUCCGAAACCUGACGCUCUGCCAUGAGCAACAGAAGAAGACUUUGCCCGUGCGUCAGUUCCACUACAUGACCUGGCCAGACCACGGUGUGCCCCACUCCCCAGACCCCUUGCUGGCCUUCUGGAGGAUGCUCCGGCAGUGGCUGGACCAGACGGUGGGGGGCGGGCCUCCGAUCGUGCACUGCAGCGCCGGCGUGGGCCGAACAGGCACCCUCAUUGCUUUGGACGUGCUGCUGCGGCAGCUGGAGUCCGAGGGUCUCGUGGGGCCCUUUGGCUACGUGAAGAAGAUGCGGGAGAGCCGCCCGCUGAUGGUGCAGACCGAGGCCCAGUACGUGUUCCUGCACCAGUGCAUCCUUCGGUUUCUGCAACAGUCAGCCGCAGCACCGGCUCAGAAGGGGGCCACCUAUGAGAACCUGCUGAUGGAGAAUACAGCUGCUACAGAGGCCUAA